AUGGCUAGGGCUCCGCCAAAUUUUGGAGUGAAUUUGGAUGAUCCAGAUGAUGCAAGACAAGCCGCAACUGCUGUAUUAAUACUAUCGUGGCACUUUCAAACACAUCAGGUUCCAAGGACAAGGCAGUUAGUCCAUACAUGCCUUUUCACAGGUCAGGGUUGGGUUGACGACUUGUUGGGGGGAAAGUGCAUCAGGAUGCUUAACAACAUGCGCAUGAAUGUGCCCACAUUCAUUCAACUCUGCCGGAUAUUGCGUGAAGGUGAAUACAUUAUUGAGGGCCCCUGUGAUAAAGUGACUUUAGAGGAAGGAGUGGCAAUUGCUUUAUAUGGGCUGAGCCAUGAUUUGACACAAAGAGUGUUAGGUGAGCGAUUUCAGCAUUCCACUGAGACCAUUUAUCGACACGUGCGCCGCUUGUGCCAAGCUUUAGUCCGAUUAGCACCUAUUGCUAUCCGACAUAUGGAUACGGAUGCUACUCAUCCUUGGAUUCGGAAUAAUAGAAGGUUUUAUCCCUGGUUUAAGGAUUGCAUUGGGGCUAUUGAUGGAACACAUGUCUCGGCAAGCGUGCCAAGGGGGGAACAGGGUGCCUUUCGUAACAGAAAAGGCACGCUUUCACAAAAUGUUUUAGCCACAUGUGACCACGAUAUGAGAUUCGUUUAUGUCAGAGCUGGUUGGGAAGGGAGUACCCAAGAUAGUCGUGUCUUAUUGGAUGCUAUUUCCAAUCCGGAUGCAGCAUUUCCAACCCCACCGGCUGGAAAAUAUUAUGCAGUUGAUGCAGCGUACCGACACAUGCCAGGAUUCAUGGCCCCUUUUAAGAGUGGACCAGGAGGAAGAUCACAAACGGCACAGAAAGGAUUAUUUAAUCGCCACCAUUCUUCGGUUCGGAAUAUAAUAGAGAGGACGUUUGGGGUAUGGAAAAUGAGGUUCAAAAUUCUGGAUGGUCCUAUGAAAAACUAUCCCAUUGAGGCACAGAGGAACAUUGUAGUGGCGUGCUGCGUAUUACACAAUUUCAUUAGAGAGAUGCAGCCAUACGACGUCUCCUUACCGGAUGAAGUUAAUAUGGAUGGCGGAGGUACUGAGGGAGCUCAAAUGCCACAAUUACACGUCACUCCAGAAGCACUCCAUGAUUGGAAGGAAUUACGAAAUGCAAUGGCUGAUCACAUGUACCUUCACCGAAAUGAGUAG
Molecule: messenger RNA, 1182 nt
Organism: Coffea arabica (coffee)
Lineage: Eukaryota; Viridiplantae; Streptophyta; Magnoliopsida; Gentianales; Rubiaceae
Source: RefSeq, a predicted model, not a curated record